AUUCAACAUUGAAAUUUCGAGUAGCUUAGUCUAAAGUGAAGAUAAAAAUACUCGAAAGGAAAAAAAAAGAAAAAUUGAACAUAUAAUAUAAUAAUAUGGCUGCUCCCAUGCAACAUGAAGAUUUGCUUAAGCUUAAGAAUUUCAUUGACUUUGUCAAUGCAAAUCCCACGGUCUUGAAUAUGAAGCAAUUGGAAUUUGUUAAGGAUUUUAUUGAGAAAUUUGGUGGUAAAGUGCCUGAGGGGGAAUUCAAAAUGCCGGAUGCUGCUGCCGGGGGCAAAUGUCCAUUCGGUGGCGAUGCCAAAGCUAAGCCGGCUCCUCCAACUGCCGAUGAGCCACAAGCGACUCCAGAGUCUGACUCUAGCGAUGAGGAGGCCUCCUUGUCGGAGCCUGAAUCAGAUGUGGAAUUGGAUAUGGAAGGCGUCAUUGCGGCUGAUACGGAUGCUGCUCAACCAAUGGGCGAUUCUUCUAAAGAGCCCACUGAAGACGAAAUGGACAAAGCCGGCGAUUUCCGUUCACAGGCAGCUGCCGCCUACAGUGAGCAGAAAUUCGAUGAGGCCAUCGAAUUCUAUACCAAGGCCAUUGAGCUCAAUCCGGGCAAUGCUCUGUUCUACGCCAAGCGUGGUCAGGCUUUCCUUAAGCUUAAGAAACCAAAUGCAUGCAUACGCGACUGCGAUAAGGCACUGGAAUUGAAUUGUGAUUCGGCGGCGGCAUAUAAGUUCCGGGGACGUGCCAAUCGGCUGUUGGGUCAGUUCCAGGAGGCGGCCAAAGAUUUGCGGCAGGCCUGUAAAUUGGACUUUGAUGAGGAAGCCGACGAAUGGCUGCGCGAAGUUACGCCCAAUGCUAAGAAAAUUGAACAGCAUCGCAUUAAGCAGGAGCGCAAACAGGCCGAACGGAAGAUCAAGGAACGUGAACGGGCCCAGCGUAAGGCGCGUCGUCAGCAGGCCAAACAGAAUGCGGCCAAUGCUAAAGCUGGAGGAGCUGGUGCUGGCGCCGGUCCUGGUGGAUUUCCAGGUGGUUUUCCUGGCGGUUUUCCGGGCGGCUUUCCCGGCGGUUUCCCUGGAGCAGGUGCAGGUGGUGGUGGUAUGCCCGCCGGUUUCAACAUGGCUGAUCUGAUGUCCAAAAUGAAGGAUCCCGAAGUGGCUGCUGCCAUGCAGGAUAUUCUAGCCAAUCCAGCCAAUAUAUCCAAAUAUGUAUCGAAUCCGAAAGUCUUUAAUUUACUAAAGAACUUCUUCCCAGGCGGUUUCCCUGGUGGUGCUGAUCCAACUGCUGGUUUCGAUGUCGAUCCUGAAUCGUUCAAGGAGCCAACUAGCAAUACAAACGAACCGAAGUCCAAAAAGGAUGCGGAUUUCGUUGAUGAUGGCCUGGACUAAACAGAAUCCAAAAGGGGCCAUUAAUAGUUGAAGAGCAGCCGCCAAGUAGCAGCUGUCGCUAUAAACAACAAUCAUAUUCCAAUAAAGAAACACACAUACACACACACAAUACACACACAUUACACACACACACACACACACACACAUGUAAACUCACUAACAAGACAUGAAUAAGAGCAGGAUAGCAUAUAAAGAAGGAUUGGCUGCUGCCCUUCGUUGGCUUUUCGGCUUUAAAUAUAUAAUAAUAUCAAAUUCCCUAUGCCAUAAAUUGUAACAAAGAUAAAAGCAAGCAACAACACAAAAAAAAAAUGUUUCCUUAAACACAACUAUCUAUCUAUAUAUAUAGUUGAACUAUUGCUCGAUGAGAAAACCAAAACAAAACAAAUUGCAAAUGUUUAGCCUUAAUUGUUUUCAACACACAAACACACACACACACAACACACACACAACAUAAUUUUUGUAAAACAAAAAACAAAACAAAAUUGUACUGAAUAGGAUUUGAAGUCAUAAUCUAAUAAGCGAAUGCAUUUAGCGAACAUCAUUAUCAUUAUCCUCCCGCACCUACACACAUACACACACACAAGCACCCCCACACACACACACACACAUGUAAAACAUUCAUCUUAAUCAUUUAAUGAUCAAUGAUCAAUAAAAAUCCAGAAAUGAGCAUCGAAAGUAA
Messenger RNA from Drosophila willistoni, 2049 nucleotides. Its product is annotated as hsc70-interacting protein 1. The transcript is spliced from 3 exons. Lineage: Eukaryota; Metazoa; Arthropoda; Insecta; Diptera; Drosophilidae. The record is from RefSeq and is a predicted model, not a curated record. Gene Ontology annotation, molecular function: protein dimerization activity; Hsp70 protein binding. Bases 96 to 1370 code for a protein of 424 amino acids.